Messenger RNA from Paramuricea clavata, 507 nucleotides. The record is from the annotation of a GenBank genome assembly. Lineage: Eukaryota; Metazoa; Cnidaria; Anthozoa; Malacalcyonacea; Plexauridae.
AUGGAGUUGCAGAUAUUUUUGGAGGCAAUUGAAGCUCUUGUUAAGCUGUUCCCAGUUAUGUAUGUGUGCAGCAAAGAUACUGAAUGUUUUAUCAAUGUUCACAAAUUCAUUUACUUACCCCAAGAAGAGCUACAAAAUCCUGAAGCUGCUGAGAUCUUCAAUGAUACCGAUGAUGCUGUUGAUCCAGAAAAUGAAAAUUUUAACAAAACUGGUCAGCCCUCCUUCGUUUCAAAAUUUCCUGAAAUCGUCGAUAUCACAACCGAGUUCAUAAAACAACAUGGAUUUGCUGCACAAUGCUGUCGCCGAUCAGAUACUGGUAACUCUUCGGGGGUAACAGCUUCCCAGAUUAGAGAACACUUAUACAGAGUAAUUCCUGAAUUAAUGGACCAUACCAUAUCCCUGUCCACCAUAUGGUGUCUCUUUGAAGCUCCUAACAAGAAUUUCAACACAAGCUCGCAUUAUAAAGGGCAUGUUAAUGCAAGAGUUGGGGUGAAAUCAAAUACAUAG